GCGCGCGGAAUAGUGACGGUUCGACUGGUGAACGAGAUGGUUGGGGUCAGAGUAUCGUUGGUUAGUGAAAGAUAAGAAAACGCGUGCAUUGUCUUAAUCGCACUGUCGCACAUUUUUCUAUAUAAAUUCUUCUUUGGAAUUUGAACGAUCGUUCGAUCUGUAGUAACCCGUGUUUAAUGGUGCGACGCCGUUAUCGAACAAUCCCACAGUGCACAUGUAUCAUGGAUGUCAAGGAGAUAGGCGUCGUCUGUUAAAUGCCAAAUUCGAAUAUGACAUCUCGCGUAACGGCACGAUGCAAAAUCAUAGCGGAUAAAUGUGAUGCGAGAAAACAAAGAGAAAAGUGUGUUGAAUAAUUGAUUUUUUCAAGAAAAAGUACAAAUAAUUGUAUUGUAACAUCGCCGUUAGAGAUGUUACCUUCGAACACGCUCGAGGUGGAAAUUGGAAGUUUGUCGCCUCCGAGAGAAUACGAAACGACCAAUAAUAGUUUCUUCCUAGAGACGAUGCCUAGUGACUUGCAUACCGAAACGGUAGCCUGCCGUUUGUUAGACACAGGAGUCGUUGCUCGGUGUCACGAGGAAAGCAACGACACGAGCAAAGCCAUCCCUGAGACCGAGUGCCUGAAAAAUAUGGUCGAAUCAGCCGUCGGUAACAGCAGGUCCGUCAACGAUCGACCGCGUCAGAGUUUUUCCAAGAGUUCCGCGUCUCUGCAAAGUUUAAUUCGUAGAAAAAGUCGAAAACACGGUGCAUCCUCGUUGCCAUUGGACGUUGAAGUGUCUUCGUACUCGUCGCAUCCUAGCUGCCAUAUCGACACAGUCAAGACGAAUGAUGCUGUACCUUACAGAAACGAGGAGGAAACUUACACGGCCACGCGUACAUCCACGCUUAUUUACACGUCCAGAGGAGACAACGUCCAGGAUGUCUCCUCGUCGACGACCAAUGUCGCGACACUCACCACGACCAGCAAUACGAGUAACGUUACUUCCUCGGCGAGCGGAAGUCGCGUCGGUAAUACAGCCUCUUCUUUGAUAAGAACGACCAGCGCGAUCACGGCCGAGCCGUCCGCGACUUCGUGGAACAAUUCCGCGGAAGAAGAAUUAGAUUACGUCGUCGAUCCGGUUCAAGGGAACGCUUAUUACAAAGGACAGUUGCUUGGGAAGGGUGGAUUCGCCAAGGUUUUCUUAAUGACUGACGUUAGCAAUGGAAAUGAAUAUGCGUGCAAGAUCAUUCGAAAAAAUCGGAUGCAGAAGAUUCACAUGCAAAAGAUCGCUCGUGAGAUAAUGAUUCACAAAGAGCUGAACCACGCGAACGUAGUUCAACUCCAUCACUACUUUGAGGAUAACCUUAACGUGUAUAUGCUUCUGGAAGCCUGUCCUCGAAAGAGUUUGAUGCACGUGUUGAAGUACCGUGGCAAAGUCACGGAACCGGAAGCACGGUAUUACAUGAGACAAAUGGUGACCGGCGUUGCGUACAUCCACUCCCAGAAAGUUGUUCAUCGGGAUUUGAAGCCAGGUAACAUGUUCCUAUCGGAUCGUAUGAUCGUGAAAAUUGGAGACUUCGGGCUGGCAACGAGGCUCGAUGGACAAUGUAGACGUGUGACAAUAUGCGGGACACCGAAUUACAUUGCGCCGGAAGUGUUGUAUAAACAAGCGUACAGUUACGAAGCGGAUGUUUGGGCGCUUGGUUGCAUACUUUACGCCCUGCUGGUAGGGCAACCACCUUUUGACACUGCGACAUUGAAGGAAAUUUACGCAAGGAUAUGUAAUAAUAAUUAUCGAGAGGUUGACGACACGAUAGCAAGUCGAAGUGGGCAGGAUCUCAUUAAAUGGCUACUUCAACCGAAUCCUGAGCUUAGACCAUCCUUGGAAAGGGUUAAGGAACAUGCUUAUCUCACCAAGGAAUACGUACCGACUUCCUUACCCCGUAUCUCUUGCUUCCAAAUGCCACCCACGUCUAUUAUUGACCCCAUGUCGUCGCCCUCUGCUAACUCGACGACUUCUAGGAAUCAAAAACUAAAUAAAAUUCAGGUUCAUACAACGCAACAAAUCCCGCAACAACCAUCGCAACCGCAGUCACAACCACUGCAACAGCAGCACCAAAUCAACCGAUCUCAGAAAAUUUUACGAAAAGAAUCAAAAGUUAUCAGCUGGUUAGCCAGAAAACUUCCAAAAGUCCCGAAAUUCCGGCAAAGAUUAAGCAGCGUUCUUUGUCCUGAUCACAAGAAAAUGGGAUACAUGGCACAAAGUAUGCAAAUGCAUCAAGCAUUAGAAACUUGCAUUACAGAGAUCAAGUGUAAGAAUAAAUUAACUAAUCAUCCACCAGUUAAAGACAUCGUACCUCUGUUCAUUACCAAGUGGAUUGAUUAUUCGAACAAAUACGGCCUAGGUUUUCAACUUUCUGAUAAAUCUGUUGGCGUUCUCUUCAAUGAUAACACGAAAAUUAGUUACACACAUGAUAGAAGAAGGGUGGAGUAUGUGACAACUGAUGACGAAGUAACAAGAUAUCAUAGAGAAGAAGACAUCCCAGUUGCUUUGCAAGAGAAACUUGAAUUGCUACAGCAUUUUACUCAGUAUAUGGAUAAAUUCAUGACUGAAGGUGGAGAGAUUAAGAAACACCGAGCUGUGACAAAACAGUCGAAGAAUGCUUGCGUGCCGCGAAUGAGGAGAUGGUUAAGAACUGAUAAAACCAUCGUAAUGGAACUAACAGUACCUCUUUUGCAAGUGAAUUUCUUCGAGGAUCACACGAAAUUGGUUGUCUCUCAGGAAUCUCCCCGUAGAGGAUAUAUAAUAACGUAUAUAGACACUAGUAGACGCACAUCUUCCUACUGGUUAAACGACAUACGGGAUUUUGGUUGUACCGCGGAUCUCUAUGACCGUUUGUAUUACGUUUACAAAGUAUCCAAAGAAUUUGCCGACAUGCAUAGCAAUACAAUCGCUUGACCGUCAAAGAUACGUCGAAAAAUGCGUUGUACAUUGAAAGCUUGAAAUUUUCUUUCUAAAAAUGUAAUGUCUGUUGCGUUAGCUGCCCUCGUGCAAUUUUAAAGAAAUUUAUUUCUUAUUUUUAUUGGGGAACGUAAAAGGAAUACAUUCAAACUGUUAUUUUCUUUGAAUAAAUUUUCAAAGGUUAAUUUAAAAGCAUUUUGUCUCGGGAUCAUCUGGCAAAAGAACCAUCAGUUUCGCAGACACUUGGCGGUCCCUGGCCCGAACUUGAAGCAUCCAGGGAGACGAACGUACCUCUCCUACGCCUACAAUAUCAAUUAGAUAGUAUAUUUCCGAUAAUGUCUAGCAAAAUUGAUAAGCCACCGAGAGUAUAUUUUAUUUGUUUUUGUAUAAGUGAUAUACCGUGUACAAGAAUUGUAAUAUUUGUGAGAAUUUAGAUAUGGGUUGUCCAAUUUUACGAUCUCUGAAUUGUUAUGGUAAGCAUAACGAUAAUGAAAGUUAAAUAAUGAAGAAUUACACCAAACCGUGUGACAGAAUAGUUAUUUUAAUAUUUAAUUAUAAUAGCAUAACACUAUUUGUGAUAAGCAGAAGCGAAAGAAAAAAUUUGUUAAAAUAAAUCACGUGUAAUGCGUUUUAGAAAAAAAAAAUCAUUUUUACAAUGCCAAACGUUCAUAAUUCAAGUGCCUACUGAGUGCAUGUGCGUGUGUGCAAUAUAAAUUUAGACUGUCAAUCCAUUUAUUGUAGAAAAGCUUGAUUAGUUGAAGAAACACCGGAAAUGAAAUAGAGCCUAAGUUGGAUGACCCUGUGAUGACGUAAAGUAUUUCAAACUGUAUCUGUCGCUCUAUGCUAUUAAUAAUGAAAUCGUAACAUUAAGUGAACAAGUCGAAUUGACUUCGUCGAACGACCUGGCGCACAUUAAUUUUUGUUUUACGAAGUUUCCAUAGUGGGAAAUUGUUUAUUGCUCUAAAUACAGUGAGCUGCAUAAGUAAUUGAA
Osmia lignaria (orchard mason bee) is the source of this 3930-nucleotide messenger RNA. RefSeq names its product serine/threonine-protein kinase PLK1. The record is from RefSeq and is a predicted model, not a curated record. Lineage: Eukaryota; Metazoa; Arthropoda; Insecta; Hymenoptera; Megachilidae. Gene Ontology annotation, cellular component: cytoplasm; spindle pole; kinetochore. Gene Ontology annotation, biological process: mitotic spindle organization; protein phosphorylation. Gene Ontology annotation, molecular function: protein binding; ATP binding; protein serine/threonine kinase activity.